Dendronephthya gigantea is the source of this 1426-nucleotide messenger RNA. RefSeq lists its product as uncharacterized. The record is from RefSeq and is a predicted model, not a curated record. Lineage: Eukaryota; Metazoa; Cnidaria; Anthozoa; Malacalcyonacea; Nephtheidae. The coding region runs from base 168 to 815 and encodes 215 amino acids. The transcript has 4 exons.
CUGUGAAUAUCUUCUUUAAAUAAUCGGAACGUCCUAUUGCUUUGUCAUUCUCUCAUAAUUCGACCCAGUGGCUCAUGUUCUCGCGUGGGUGGAAGACUGCAUCAUUUUAAAAGCUGUGUUGUUGCGAAGAUAAAAUUUUCUGGACUUCCUCGAGACCGGGUGAUACGAUGCCAAAAUCUGAUGGUCAAUUUUGGAUUGAUCUCCUUCAAGCUUCCUGUGACCUUAAACCAGCCGGACGAAGUUCAUUGGAAGAUGAUACGAUCCCGUUGGCUAGCUACCUAAAGCCAAAAUUUGACCUCUUUGAGGAGCUAACUUUUCGGCCAUUGAAAAACACCGUUGAAUUCCUGAACAUGAAGAAAUGCUACGAGAAAGUUCAGAAACGUCAGGACGGAAAAUCGACGCAAAGGCCUAUGGACUGCAAUAUACGCAUGCUCGCGAAAUUUGAUCCUACCUGGAGGGGACGAGAUAUCGAUGUUUAUGUCCAGCGGCAUCCAGAUAGCGCGAAGCUUUGCGGUGACUUCAAUGGGAGAGUUAAAUUGGAAGUCAAAGUUGGAGAGAAAAAAGGAAGUUCGGUUUUAUUUUCAGUUGAUCUGGACAGCGUGUACCAAGGAAACUUAAACAUUCCUAUUUACAAGCUUUCUACAGUUGAUCCAUUGCGAAGAAAUAGAUUUAUUUUGAUUAUUCGCUUGACGUCAACAGAUUCUCAAGAUGAAGAUCAAUAUUUCACCAGCCCUGCAUUCCUGAUCCGCAGUCGUAGAGUAUCGAAGGUGAACAACGUGGAGACGAGGCCAAAGGAAGAGAAGAAAGAGUCUUAAGAAGAAGAUGAAGAAGAGAAUGGUGGACAUGAACCAAAAAUUUAAGUUAAUGCUUUUUAUUGUAAAUAUAAUUCAGAGAUAGCUAUGUUUACUAUAUUUAAGUUAGCCUCAGUGAGGACAUUAUGUCAUAUUAUUUCCUGGCAACUUUAUCAGUUAAUUCACAUCCUUGGCAAUGGUAGUUAGUAGAGAGGGUGUAAAUAGAUAUAUUUCUUAAACCAUGGCUGUCUCUGUGUGGCCUGCGUCUCAAUACGUCUGCACCCAGGCUAUCUCUAUGACUUUGUGUUGCGAAUGCAUUCUCGUUCUCAGGUUGCACAGAAGGAACACUCGGCCUCUUCUCGUGAUCUCGUAACCUCGUGCUCAAAUGACACAUGGCGGACAAUUUGAAUUUUGCUAUACAUCAUAACGAACAGUAUUACAGUCAUCGCAGACAGUUUAGAAUGGCUUUCUCAUUUAGGAAAGAUGUUAUCUUUUUUACAACAAGGUGAGCUCAUAGAAACACCAGAACAUUGAUGUAUAUUUUCGGUAGAUUUAUACACGGUGAGAAGUUCAUUACUGUGCGUAUAAAACGAAUUAGGGAGCGGAAGAAUUGCCUUAGAAAGGAAGUUUGAAGC